Molecule: messenger RNA, 1963 nt
Organism: Nycticebus coucang (slow loris)
Lineage: Eukaryota; Metazoa; Chordata; Mammalia; Primates; Lorisidae
Product: sulfotransferase 2A1-like
Exons: 11
Coding region: 841-1704 (287 amino acids)
Biological process (GO): sulfation
Cellular component (GO): cytoplasm
Molecular function (GO): sulfotransferase activity
Source: RefSeq, a predicted model, not a curated record
CCACCAAGUACAGGAGCUGAUCAUCAUAGCAGAUGACAAUUUGUGGUAUGAAGGGAUAUGUUUCCCAAGGGUCAAUUACAAACCUGAAAUCCUCAGAAAAGUACGAGAAGAGUUUGUGAUGAAGGAUGAAGAUGUAGUAAUAGUCACUUUCCCCAAAUCAGGAACACACUAGUUGAUUGAGAUUCUCUGCCUGAUCCAGUCCAAGGGGGAUACCAAGUGGGUCCAGUCUGUGUCCAUCUGGGAGCGCUCACCCUUUAUAGAGGUUGAUUAUGGGUUUGCAAAUACGAAGGAGGGCCCAUGAUUGCUCACCUCCCACCUCCACAUCUACCUCUUCCCCAAGUCCUUCUUCAGUUCCAAGGCCAAGUGCCAUAUGAGUCAUGGUUUGACCAUGUUCAUUGCUGGGUAUCCAUGAGAGGGAAAACUUCCUGAUGCUGAGUUAUAAGAUCUGAAACGGGACACAAAAAGGACUGUGGAGAAGAUCCGUCCAUCCUGGGUAACAAGGUCGAGCCAGAAGAACCUGACCUCACCCUCAAGAAUAGCUCCUUUGAGGUCAUGAAAGAAAACAACAUGCCCAAUUACUCCAUGCUGGGUGAUGCUUAUUUAGUUCAGAAAAACCCACUUCUGAGAAAAGCUCUGAAGGCCAGAGGUCUGACAUCAAGCUCUCGGCAGGACCCUGCUCUCUCUUCAGCCCCAGGGGAGAGUCUGCGCCAGGCCUUUCCCUCAGCCAGGUAAAUUUGCAACUAACUGGGCAGAGAUUAACUCACAACUCAUCGGCCAGCAGGUGCCACAGACUCCAGCACUGGCUGCACCUGAAACCCUCACACCAAGUACAAGUUGCUGAUGGUCAUGUCAGACAACCUCUUUUGGUGUGAAGGGACACCUUUCCCAAAGGCCCAUUACAGCCCUGAACUCCUGAGAAAAGUACAAGAAGAGUUUGUGGUGAAGGAUGAAGAUGUCGUGACAGUGACUUACCCCAAAUCAGGAACAAACUGGUUGAUUGAGAUUCUCUGCCUGAUUCAGUCCAGGGGGGAUACCAACUGGGUCCGGUCUGUGCCCAUCUGGGACCGCUCACCCUGGAUAGAGCUUGAGGCUGGACUUGCAUUAGCAAAUAAGAUGGAGGGCCCACGCUUGCUCACCUCCCACCUCCCCAUCCAUCUCUUCCCCAAGUCUUUCUUCAGUUCCAAGGCCAAGGUGAUUUAUCUCAUGAGAAAUCCCAAAGAUAUGAUCGUAUCUCGUUAUUUUUUCUGGAAUGCAAUCAAUUGGUUUAAUAAACCAUAUUCACUGGAACAAUGUCUUGAAUGGUCCAUGGAAGGAAAAGUGCCAUAUGGGUCAUGGUUUGACCACAUUCAUGGCUGGGUGUCCAUGAGAGAGAGGGAGAACUUCCUGAUGCUGAGUUACGAAGAGCUGAAACGGGGCACAAAAAGGACUGUGGAGAAGAUCUGUCAGUUCCUGGGUAAAAAAGUAGAGCCAGAAGAACUUGAUCUAAUCCUCGAGAAUAGCUCCUUUGAGGUCAUGAAGGAAAACAAGAUGUCCAAUUACUCCAUGCUGGGUGAUACUUAUUUGGUUCACAAAAACCCCCUUAUAAGAAAAGGAAUUACUGGGGACUGGAAAAAUCACUUCACGGUGGCCCAAGCUGAAGCCUUUGAUAAACUAUUCCAGGAGAAGAUGGCGGAUCUUCCUCGGGAGCUGUUCCCCUGGGAAUAAUGUCUAAGAUAGUUCUGGAUCCUUUGGGGAUAGUGAUAUUUGUUCUCCUGUCCCUGUACAUGUGCAUGACUGGGGGUCAUUGCAUAAAACCUACUAGUUCAUCCUGGAACCUUGAGUUAUCAAAUCCUUUCACUACUUCCUUGUUAAAAAUCACCAUGUACCCCCCUAAUCAUGUUACAGCAUCCCAGAUUGUUUAAAAUGUUUGUAGUGUUUCAAACACACAGAAUGCUAUAGAAUAAUAAAGUAUUAUCCCACGGUG